AAAUCGGUAAAAAGACAUCGAACGACUACAGCGCUGCACGGGACGGACGGCAGAGCUCGCUGCUACGGUGCAGCAAUUCGCCCUAGGAGACGGGUGCGACGCCAUAUUUGUUGUCGUUAAUGGGGGAGGUAGUGAAUUAUUCGAAAUUUCCGUGUUCGGCGGUCGUUCUGAGUGAAACGGUGGCGGCGACGAACUGACUGGGAUAUCGGGCAGACGCGGCGACCGUCAUGUCGGCGUAAAUAGGGCACUGGCCCUUCGAAAUUUCGCCUUUACCGUUCGGUUCUUUGUUUCGAAGACUGGCUGGCAACGGGAAUGCCCCAGUCGACAUCGACGAGAUGAUCGACUGGGACGUACGGGGCGGCGAUCGGUUCAGUUUCGAGGAUUCGGACAGGUUCGAGGAGGACUCCAUGUGUAGCUGGAGCUCCGAGCCCGAAAGUGUUUGCAACAAUUGGCGAGGAUGGAAGAAACCGUCGACGAGCACGGCGUCGUUCUUCGGGAGCGGCAAGAGAACCGCCGAAGAUCCCCUGACGGUGCCGUCGCUGACGGAACUGGCCGCGAAGUGUGUCGCGUCGCACAUUCCGUUCGAGCUGGUGGAGCAUGUGUAUCCGCCGGUACCGGAACAGUUGCAGCUGCGCAUAGCGUUUUGGAGCUUCCCGGACAACGAAGAGGACAUACGGCUCUACUCGUGUCUGGCGAACGGGUCCGCGGACGAGUUCGCUCGCGGCGAAAACCUUCACCGUAACCACAUGGUCAAGGACCCGUUACAAAUCGGUUUUCAUCUGUCGGCGAGCGUACAGCAGGGACGGUACAAUACCGGCAACCCGCCCACACACAACGUGGCGGUCACGUUCGAUCGUCGUCGCAUCUCCUCGUGCAAUUGCACGUGCCAGUCGACGGCUUACUGGUGCUCCCACAUCGUGGCCGUUUGUCUAACCAGAAUCCAUUGGCCCCACCUGGUGACCCUGAGGGCGCCCGUAUCGGAAUCGUUAUCCCGGCUGCACCGUGAGCAGCUGCAGAAAUUUGCUCAAUACCUGAUCAGCGAGCUACCUCAGCAAAUAUUGCCGACUGCGCAGCGGUUACUCGACGAGCUGCUAGGCUCGCAGCCCUCCGCAAUCAAUUCGGUAUGCGGGGCCCCGGAUCCAACCGCGGGCGCUUCGGCGGCCGACCAAACGUCGUGGUAUUUGGACGAGAAAACGCUCCACGACAACAUCAAAAAGAUCCUGAUCAAGUUCUGCGUGCCUGCCCCCAUAGUGUUCAGCGACGUCAACUAUUUGAGCACGGUGGCGCCGCCUGCCGCCGCCGAAUGGUCCUCGUUGCUGAGACCACUGCGCGGGCGCGAACCCGAAGGCAUGUGGAACCUGCUCAGUAUCGUCAGGGAGAUGUUCAAGCGGAACGAUCGGAACGCGGUUCCGCUGCUCGAGAUCAUCACCGAGGAGUGCAUGGCGUGCGAGCAGAUACUCAUCUGGUGGUUCAACACGAAAGUGGCGCUGCUGAGCGGCGGCUCGAGUCACGGGGGCAGCGGCGGCGGCAAACACAACAACAUCAACAGCAACACGCACGCGUCCCAACACGCAGGCUCGUCGCUGUGCGACGAGGUUGUCGUAUUAUGGCGUCUCGCCGCCCUCAACCCCGGCCUCGCGCCCUCCGAACGCGACAUGCUCCAUAACCAGUUCACCACGUGGCAGAAUAAGAUCAAGGAGAAGGUGACCAAGUGCCGCAACACGACCGCCACGUCCACAUCGAGCUACUACAAGAAUUCCAGCACGCUGAAAGCGGACUUCGAGAUCUUCACCGGGUUCCGGCCCGCGAUCGAAGCGUGCUACCUCGACUGGGAGGAUUACCCGAUGCCCGGCAUCACCUACACCUCAGACAUUAACCCCAUGUACCAUUGUCCGUUCACUUGUUUCCGGCACGGGCCUGACAGCAGCCGCGGCGAGACCCAGGUGACGCAGGUUAACUCGAGCAAGGCGGUGCUCAACUGCGAGCCCCUCCACGCGGCUGCGCACUCGCACCACCACGCCCACCACCGUCACCAUCGGCACCCGUUUCGAGCCCACCAUCGUUUCGAUUACGUCAACGUGAUGAGUAUGAACCCGGUCGAGUACCCGCCCCAUCCCCACCUCUCGCAGCUCGGGGAACGAGACGGCAACAGGUCGAGCGUCAGCAGCGAAGGCUUUUGCGAGGUGGACGACGACAUAAACCUGCUGCAAGUAAGCCGCUACAACGACUCGGACUCGCAGGAGGGCGGCGGCAGCGACUCGUCGAGCAGCAGCAGCAGCCGGGACAGCAACACUCCGCCCGCGAGGCAGAACAAGGUCGUCCCAGGCGACGCGACUCCUCAACAAGCCACGCCCAUACCGGGAACAUCGAAGGAGCGGCGCGACGUCCCGUGGACGACGCCCGACCCGGACGAUGAGCGGAGGCGGCGCUCGAAGGACGAGUCGGCGUCGUCGUCGGACUCGCCCAAUUCCGGCGACGAGUACAGCGUCUACUUUUACAGCAACGGCAAGGACGGGGGCGGCGACGCUUUCGCCAAUCAAGGCGACGGCGGCGCGAGGAGCGACGACUGCGACUCCAAAACCGAUCCGGACCCGUUCGCGGGCUUCCGCAAGGGCGACGACCCUUGGGACGUGCUGUUCUCGAGGGCGGAGGGCUUGCACGCCCACGGACACAGUCGCGAGGCCUGCAUCCUAGGAGUCAAGCUGGCCGAAGAACUGCUCGCCAAUCCGCCAAACUUGAUGAUCGAGAUCCCGCAGGCGCCCAAAAAGAAAGGCAAGAAGCAGCAGGUCAACCCGGCGACGCACCAGCUGAGCGUGCUGGCGUCAGCGACGCUAUCGAAGUGCGCGUUCCUCUGCUCGGUACUGUCCGAGAACAGCGAGCACUUUCAUUUGGCUUUCCGCGUCGGCAUGUUCGGGUUGGAAAUGGCCCGGCCGCCGGCUAGUACGAAACCGCUCGAGGUAAAGCUCGCGAAUCAGGAAACGGACCUCGUUAACCUGCUGAAGAGGUUGCCGCUCGGCCACAAGGAACUGAAGAUACUGCGCGAGAGGGCAGAACACAUCAAAGACGGCACGCUGAAGUCGAGAGGCGAGGCGAUGUUGCCGAUCAUGCUCGCCAGUUUCGUAUUCGACGCGUUGGUGAUACCGUCGAUCGUCGGUCGAGACCGUUCGAAGAUCCUCAACCUCCGGAUGCUUACCGACGAGCCGUUGGCGUUCGAGGCGGCGGUCGUCGCGUUAGGUCUUAAGGCGAACGUGUCGGAGGCGGACCACCCGUUGCUGUGCGAGGGCACGCGACGUCAGAGGGGCGAGCUCGCCAUAGCGUUGCUCACGUUCUACAAGGACGACUCGUACAAGAUCUGCCGCAUCAUGGAGAAGCUGCUCGACCGCGAGGUGCACCAGCUGCUCAAGACGCCGCUGCUCAGCUCGUACUACUCGAACAACCCGCCGAUACGGAGCCAGUACCACCACAUGAAGCGGGACGAGCCGCCCGACAUGAUGACGCCUCUCGGACCUUUCAUCCCCCCGACGGAGAUGGUCACGCCCGAGGCUAACUGCUGCAGCAGGCCGCAUAGCUCGACGAGUGCCGAAGUCGAGCAAGGCAUCGGCGCCAUGUCGAUUGGCGGUCAGCCAGGUCAGAUCGCGCCUGGUACCGUGCCCAGGACCAAGGAGGGUCGGUACAAGAAACGCGCCUACCCGUCGAUUCCGAACCAACCGUCCGAGGCGGGUGCCCAUUUCAUGUUCGAAUUGGCCAAAACAGUGCUGACCAAGGCGGGCGGUACCAGCAGCACUUCCCUGUUCACGCAGGCGUCGACCAACACGAGCCACCACGGACCGCACAGGGCGCUUCACAUGUGCGCGUUUCAACUAGGCCUGUACGCCCUCGGUCUGCACAACUGCGUCAGUCCCAACUGGCUGAGCAGGACCUACUCGUCGCAUGUGUCUUGGAUCACGGGUCAAGCGAUGGAAAUCGGCGCUGCCGCCAUAUCGUUCCUUAUCGACACUUGGGAGGGGCACCUCACGCCGCCAGAGGUUGCGAGUAUCGCGGACCGCGCCUCCAGAGGUUGCGACAUAAACAUGGUCAGCGCCGCCGCGAAUCUGGCACUGUCGGUACUGCCGUACGCGCACGCGCUCAACCCGAACGAGAUCCAGCGCGCCAUCUUGCAAUGCAAAGAGCAAAGCGACGAGAUGCUCGAGCACGCGUGCCACACCGUCGAGUCGGCCGCCAAAGGGGGCGGGGUCUAUCCCGAAGUACUGUUCCAGGUGGCGAAGUACUGGUACGAGCUGUACGUCAGGCACACGCCAGGCGGCGAGCAACUCAUAGACAAUGACAUACCGCACGAUCCGUUACUCGACGCGCACGCGCAGCUCGUCGCGCUCAUCGAGCAGCCCGGACCACCCGAUGGACCGCCCACCGCUACCCCGGUAGUAGUCACAACUGCCCCGCCUCCCUAUCCUCACGCGGCACCGCCCGUCGGCAUGUACGUCAGCCAUUAUAAUUUCCUGCCGCAUCCGCAUCAAAUCAGUUACGGCGGUCCCAUCCAUCCGUUGCACCCGGCAGCGGCCGCGGCGGCGGUGACGUCCGCGCCGCCCCAACACGUCCAGAUGUACCCGUUCCCGUAUCCGCCGCCGCCGCCCCAGGGCGCGCCGCCUCCUUUCAACCAGGUACCGACGUCGUACCCGAACAUCCCGCCCCCGUCCAUGCCGCAGCAGGCGCCGUUCACGAACGCGUCUAACCAAUACGUCCAGCCGCCGCCGGGGGUUUACACGAGCCCGCCUCCGGCGGCGCCGCCGCCCCCCCAACUGCAGUACUUCGGGCCGGCGGUGACGCUCGCGCAGCCGAUGCCGCAAGGCUUGAGGCCCGCCCACCUGUAUCCGCAACCGCCUCCAGGUAUGGCGCCGCCGCCCCACCCCCAACAGGCGGUCAUCCGGCCGCACAGGCCUCAGCAGCUGAACCAGACCCAGCUGCGUUACCUGCUGACCGCGUAUCGGGUCGGCAUGCUGGCCAUGGAGACGCUCGCGAGGAGACUGCACGACGACCGGCCGCAGGCCAAGUACGCGCGGAACCCGCCCUACGGCGAAGACGUCAAGUGGCUGCUAAGGAUAUCGAAGAAUUUGGGUUCGCAGUACCUCCACCAUUUCUGCGUGUGUACCGUCAACUCGAUCGUGAGCCCGUUCGUGCUCCACGACGUCGCGAUAGAGGCAGCGCAGUACUUGUCGCGUAACAACCCGGGCCUGGUGAUGCAGCACCUGCGCACCGCGCUCACCCCGCUGGUGAACAAGUGUCAGCAGAUGUACAUCCAGUGCAUGCACCAGAAGCUCUACCACCUCACGCCCGCCGACUACGAGGAUUUCGUCAGUAUCGUCUGCUCGGCGCGAGCCGCCUUCCAGAUCACGCCCGACGGUUCUGCGCAGUUCAAGGAGUGGCUCGCUUCAAUCAGGAGGUCGAAGUCGUGCAAAAAGGACCUGUGGGCGCAGAUAAACGCGGCGCUCCAGGCGAACUCCAAAUGACAAAGGCCUGAUUUAGGUACCCAAAAUGCGUGCAGCUAUCGUAGGUUAUCGGAGUGCCCCGACCAUCUCGACGUCCAGCAACAGCCGCAGCCGCAGCAGCAACAGCAACAGCAGGCGGAACCUCGAAUGCAACUGUGCACUUAUCAUCCGAUUUAUCUGGCGAGUCUGUACGCGCAGGCGCCGGAAAACGGCGGUGGGCGGGACGCGUGGGAGGGCACCCCACCUACCCAAGGGUCCUGGUCGCGCGGCUCCACCUCCCCUACCAGUUGACUUGGACUACAACGUCGCGAUAAGCAAUAUUAAACACGCUCGCUCGGUUUAGUCAGUUGCGUUUUCCGGGUGGGGGGCGGGGACAUUUUUGGGUUGCCUUUUCUUUUUUUGCUCGCAAAUUGGUUGUCCGACUCUAUGUGUAGGUGUGCUUGUCGAACAUAUCAAAGGUAUGUUGAGGUCGUCGGGGUAGCGGUUUGUUUACCCUCGUUUUCGCCUGUAUUUUCGGAAAUUUCUGCCGUGAGGCAUUUUUUUGAAUGACUUCGGCGUAAAAAAGGUUUUUUUUGUCGAGCUGUCCACAACUUCUUGGUUUUUGAGGCGUUGAAGCACGUCCUAUCCUUCUUUGACUUUUCGUAUUUUUAGGUCCUUUAGAUUAGAAUUUAAUAUUCCCAAUUUUUAUGGCGAAAAUCAUCUCUAGUUUCCUAUAUAAAAAUACGUGUCCAGAAACGCUUUCUUUCCGAUGUACAGGGUGUUGAAAUUCUAAUGGAAAAACGAUUUUUUUUAUCCUAAUCUUCAAACCACUUCACAUUCUGUACAACAGGCAAAAGAUGUUUUUUGAUGCGCGAAAUAUUUUUAAAAAAUAAAUAUUUUUUACGAACAAAAAACCCAACCUAAAGUUAAUCUGAUACGAAGGUCACCGGUAAAUAUUUCUCAAAACAUUUCCCAUUUCGUUGCUUGAAAUCAGCUUACAAAAUUAAAAUUUCAACACCCUGUAUAUAGCAACGUUUCCGGAUGCUUUUAUAUACGAAACUAGAGCUUAGAAUGUGCCAUAAAAAUUGGUGCAUUAAUUUCAUAACGAAAAAAUGUAUUUUAUGUUGAAAACGAGAAAGUUGUGGGUCCGAACGUAAUCGCGGCGCGGCAACCCCGAAAACGACGUAUAUCAAAUACGUCACGUGUCAAAAGCGCCAGGACCGUAUCCCGCAAUUUUGAGCGCGACCUAUUUUGCGAGCGACAGGCCGGAAUCCUUUACAGCGUCGGAGUCAAAUUUUCGGUUUGUUUUCGAAGCGGGGGGGUGACUCGACGGCGUUAGAAAAAAUAACUAUUAUACGGGGGCUGCCCCAAAGUCGUUUCUCUUUUAGCGUAAAACAAAAAAAAACACAAAAGCCAAAAAAAUUACUGUUCGAGAAAGUGCUCAGGUCUUUACCAUCUCUGCCUUCACAUAGGUAAACAUUAUUUUAGGUAUCGCCGCCGUAGGGAUGGGCGACAGCCGUAGCCGGUUCCGUUCUACGAUAGUUUCCGAAGUUUUAGUUUGUUUUUUUCCCAUUUUCCGUCGUUUGAAGAAAAAUAAUGUGUAGUAGCAUCGAAAAACUAAUGAAUAUAUUAUAAAUAUUAUAAAGAAUUUUAGAUUUAUAUUAUAGUUAGCGUGUUUAUAAAUGUGUCGACGCGUGAAUGAUUUUUUUUCGUUUAUACGGGGUGUUCUCGAAUUGAGGGGACCCGACUUCGGCCGACACAGAGCGUCCAACUUAAACAAAUGAUAAAUUUUGUAAAAAAUGCCCGCCACUGGCUUCCCGGGAAAAAACCAAAAGUGAAAAAGUCAGUGGCGCGCGUCGAUUUCCCGCGUUCCGAGGAAACGCCCCGUAUAUAUAUUUGUAUUUUUUUCGGUUUUUAGUUCUGUUACGUGUUAAACGCUCGGUAUAAGUAGUCGAACGGUUUUUUCGUGUUUUUACGUUUCGUAAGACUUGGACCGAAGGCGCCCUCACAAUCGGCGGCAGCGGGAAAACGAAUGAAGCGUAGCGACGCGAACGCGCGGUUGGUGAGGGUCUCUCUUUUUUUUUUUCUCUGAACGCAGCCGACGUUGAUCUCAAUGACGUGACGACGGCGGCCGGAUUCUGCGCGCGCCAACGGUCCGCUGCAGGGAGGGAGUGGCCCGGAUAAAUAUCAACAAAGCGAUAAAAAAAAAAGAAUAAAAAAAAUGUAAACUCGUGCCUUUGACUUGAAAAUUUUCCGACGGUAGGUGUCGCCCAUAUAUAUAUGUGUGUGUAUUAUAUAUUUUUAGAAAAUUAAAAUCGGCCGCCGUGCCCUCGCGCAGAGUCCGGCCCUGCGACGCGCGCGCACACGCAUACACGCACGCCACGCCCACAAGUUUUCGGCGAGUAUAUAUACAUAUAUAAAUAUCUAUCUGACCACGCGUUAGUUUUAAUUGUUUUUUUUAGUAUGUUUUUUAUACACUGAUGUGUGUGGGUCGCGUAAAUCGCUUAACAUUUAAGGAGCAGUAAAUCUGUUAUACUCAAUGUUCCAAUAUUUACAUUUUCAUCGUUACUGUCCACCCGUGUAUAUGGUAAACCUAAAUACAUACAUUUUUCGUAUCAUGAGUGGCGA
This is a messenger RNA of Cylas formicarius (sweet potato weevil), 8090 nucleotides long. Its product is annotated as zinc finger SWIM domain-containing protein 8 homolog. Lineage: Eukaryota; Metazoa; Arthropoda; Insecta; Coleoptera; Brentidae. The transcript is spliced from 14 exons. The record is from RefSeq and is a predicted model, not a curated record. Gene Ontology annotation, molecular function: zinc ion binding. Bases 336 to 5504 code for a protein of 1722 amino acids. Gene Ontology annotation, cellular component: Cul2-RING ubiquitin ligase complex.